AUGCCCGGGUGCUGGCGGCUCUACGCGGUGCAGUGGGCGGUGCUGGCCCUGCAGGGCGCCUGGCCGAGCAGCGCGGGCGGCGCCGCCGCCGUGGAGACCCCGCUGCACUACUAUGGCGACGACGUCAUUGACCUCCUGGAGGCGCUCAACAUCACCCGCUCCAUCGUGGGGGUCACCAAGGCCAAGGGUCCGGAUCCGGGGGUGCCGGCCUGGAAGUUCCGCCAGCGGGUGCCCCACCUCACCCUCCCCUGGGAUUACUCCGUCUACCUGCUGUCCACGGUGCAGGCCGCCCUCGGGUUCCACUUUGUGGCCCGCCAGAGCCGGGGCUCGGAGGGGACCCUCAUCUCCCUGGUGUCGCCAGCCGCCACCAAGCGGGACGGGCGGCCGCUCCUGCAGCUGGUGUCCAGCUCCCAAGCAGAUCAGCUCCGACUGGAGUACCGCGCUGUGCACAACAUGGAGGCGGCCUCCUUGACCUUCCCUGGCAGCAACCCCUUCUCCCGCAGCCGCUGGGCCCGGCUGGCCCUGAACCUGGAGCCCCAGCGCGUCUCCCUCUUCGUGGACUGCCAGGAGCCCGUUGUCUUCGAGAAGGGCGGCGGCGAGGAGGUGCUGAGCCUCAUCCUGCCCCUGGACCUGCAAAUCACCUUCGCCAGUCUGGAUGGGGACAAGGCCAGCAAGUUCCUGGGCUACUGGCAGACAGCCGAGAUCUCGCCCAGUGGUUUCCCACACCGCCCCUGGCACUGCGAGAACCUGCCAGAGCUGGACCUGCCGCCUCUGCCCUACAUCGGCCUUGAGGAGCGCUACAUGGACCUGACCGAGAGGCAGCUGUUCGAGCUGGGCUCUCCGCCACUCCUCGAGCCGCCGGCCCUGACUGACAUCCGCCACUACCAGCGGGAGCCCAGCGAGUCUGACUUCCCGCCCCCGGGGGCAGCGCCGCCCAACAUGGCCAGCCCGGAGGAGAGGAUCCGGAGGCUGGAGGAGCUGGUGGACGGGCUGGGCACCAUGUUGGACAUGGUGAAAGAGCAGAAUUCCGACCUGCUGGGCCGCGUGAAGUCCCUGGAGGACUGUGAGUGCCGGCGGCUGACGUGCUUUUGGGAGGGGCAGCGCUAUGAGGACAGCGCUUCCUGGGACAAAGACCCGUGUACCGCCUGCACGUGCAUUCAGGGCAAACCGGAGUGUUCGUUGCGACGUGACCGGCCGCACUGCCUGGGCUGCGUGGACGGGCGAAAGGAGGGGGAGAGCUGGAAGCCGGAACCGUGCCGGAUUUGCCGAUGUGAGGAUGGCGAAGUGUUUUGCAAGGCGGAAGAGUGCGCCCCGGCUCCGUGCCAGCACCCCGUCCUCCCGCAGGGUAAAUGCUGCCCGGAGUGUGGGGGCUGCCUGUACAAGGGGCGCCUCCUGAAGGACGGACAGGCCUACCUGGAGGAACACGGCACCCGGUGCGUCUGCCAGGCAGGGACCGUGCAAUGCCAAGCUGUCGACUGCCCGGAGCUUUCGUGCCGAGAGCGCUACACGCCGCCUGGGGAGUGCUGUCCUGUCUGCCGUCCAGGUUGUGAAUACGACGGACAGCGCUACCAAGAGGGGGACGUCUUUGUGGCCGCCUCGAACCCCUGUAUGAAUUGCUCCUGUGUGAGAAGCCUGGUCCGAUGCCACCCCGUCCAGUGCCCGCCAAACCGAUGCUCCAAGCCCGCCCCUUUACCUGGCCAGUGCUGCCUCGUCUGCCCAGGAUCAGUGUGUGAGCUGGACGGACGUCCGCUGGAGCCGGGGCAGGUGGUCACCUCAGAGGACGGAUGUCGCCGCUGCUCCUGUUCUGCGGGGGAGCUGGCGUGCGUCCCAGCCCAGCGGUGCUCCGCGUCUUGCACGCACGGACUGCCCCCGGCGGUCGGCUCCUGCUGCCCGGAUUGCACCCGCUGCCUUUUCCACGGGCAGCUGGUUCCCAGCGGCAGAGAAAUCCCAGGCGACAUCCCUUGCGAACGGUGUGCCUGUAAGGAUGGAAACAUUAUCUGCUCCCCCAUCAUUUGCCCAAAGCUGGACUGUACCACAAUGGAAGAAGUCCCCGGACAAUGUUGCCCCCACUGCCAGGGUUGUGUGGACGGAAGUGCCCGCCGUGAGCACAAUGAGGAGUGGACGCCUGCCACGGACCCGUGCCUGAGGUGCAAGUGCCUGGAAGGCAAUGCGGUUUGCAAAAAGAGGCACUGUGCCAGCCUGUGCCGGCACCCAGCCCGCCCACGCCCGGGCACUUGCUGCCCUGUCUGUGAUGGUUGCCACUGGGAAGGGCGGGAGUACCACAGCGGAGAGACGGUGCCCAGCAGGGACCCCUGCAAGCGUUGCGCCUGUGCGUCCGGGGAGGUGUCGUGCGAACGAGCGGUUGCCCAGUGCCCACCGGCACCCUGUAGCCAUCCUGGCAAACGCCUGGGCCAGUGCUGCCCGUCCUGUGAUGUGUGUGAAUUCGAAGCGCGCCUCUACCAGAACGGGGAGACCUUCGCCCCUGCCAGGGGCAGCCCCUGCCUGCAUUGCACAUGCUUGGAUGGCCACGUCCGGUGCCAGGAGGAGCUCUGCCCACCCAUGCGAUGCUCUCAACCAGUCCGGGACCCAGAGCGCUGCUGCCCAGUCUGCAAAGUGUGCGUCCUGGACAGUGUGGAGUUUGAAGAUGGUACCGAGUGGGAGCCGGAGGGGGACCCCUGCAGCGUCUGCAUCUGCCUCCAGGGGGAGCCAGUGUGUAGUGCCCCCCGGUGCCCCCCAGUUCCAUGCCAGCAUCCGGCCCAGCUGCAAGGUUCCUGCUGCCCAGAAUGCCGGCAAUGCUCCUACCAACAGCGGCUGUACAGCAAUGGACAAGAGUUUGCUGACCCAGAUCGUCCUUGCCAGAGCUGUCGGUGUACGGAUGGCACCGUGCGCUGCUCUCCCACCGUUUGCCCGCCGGUCACUUGCCCCCAUCCAGAGAAGAAGCCCGGAUCCUGUUGUCCGAAGUGCCCUGACUGUACUCAUGAAAACCGUGUGGUGCUGGAUGGCGAGGAGCUCCCCAACCUGCUGAACCCCUGCCAGGCCUGUGUGUGCACCGGAGGGAAGCUCUCCUGCACAGAGCGGCAGUGCCCGGGGGCCCUGUGUGCCCACCCCUUACCGGGCUCCUGCUGCCAGAACAACUGCAACGGCUGCAACUACGCUGGGAAGGAGUACCCCAACGGCGCGGAGUUCCCCCACCCCACGGACACGUGCCGCCAGUGCCACUGCAUCAACGGCAACGUGCAGUGCCUCACCCGCCGCUGCCUGCCCUUGCCCUGCCCUGAGCCGUUCGUGGCGCCCGGCGAGUGCUGCCCCCGCUGUCCAGCCCCCCCAGCUGGCUGCCUGUACCUGGGCGUCUCCUAUCAGCACAUGGGGCGGUUCUACGACCCGUCGGACAAGUGCCGCGAUUGCAUCUGCAGCAACGGGACCAUCACCUGCCAACGCCAGCCCUGCGCGCCGGUCCAGUGUUCCCACCCGCUGCAGCAGGACUGCUGCCGCUCCUGCGACGGCUGCCUUUACCAUGGGAAGGAGCUCCCGAACGGAGAGCAGUUUGCAGACCCCACGGAUCCCUGCCGCGUCUGUUCCUGCUGGGAAGGGAGUGUCGCCUGCAAGGCCAAGACCUGCCCCUCAACAGAGUGCCCCUUCCCCGUCUCGGGACCUUGCUGCAAGGUCUGUGAAGGAUGUGAAUACCUCUCUGAGCACUACCUCAAUGGCCAGGAGUUCUCGGACCCACAGGAUGCCUGCGGCCUCUGCUCCUGCCUGGAUGGAUUUGUCACCUGCACCAAGAAGCCCUGCUACCAGGCAUCCUGCAGCCACCCUGUCCGGCUGCCCGGGCAGUGCUGCCCUGUGUGCCAAGGCUGCUCCUAUCAUGGCGUCACCAUCAACAAUGGACAGACCUUCGCCGACCCCGAAGACUCCCUGUGCUCCCAGUGCACGUGCCGGGCUGGUUCGGUCCAGUGCCUGAGGAAGCUCUGUGCCCCGGCCCCAUCCUGUGCCCAUCCUGUGCCCGGUCCGUGUGGCUGCCCCGUGUGCCAAGGCUGCAGUUUUCAGGGGCACGAAUACGGGGACGGGGAGGCCUUUGCUGCCCACAACAAGCCCUGUGAGGAAUGCCAGUGCCUGAGAGGCGAGGUCUCCUGCGGGCCCCGCCUGUGUCCCACCCCACUCUGCCCCCACCCGUCGCGCGACCCGUGUGGCUGCCCCACCUGCGAUGCCUGCAGCUUCCACGGGCGAGAUUGCCUGGACGGCGAGCCCUUCGCUGACCCCCGGGACGCCUGCCGCCAGUGCAAGUGUCUGAGUGGCACCGUGACGUGCUCGCCCGCGCCGUGCCCACCCACCUCCUGCCAGAACCCUGUCACUCCGCCUGGCCAGUGCUGUCCCAAAUGCACGGGGGCCUGCCUCUACCACGGGAGGCUGUACCAGAGCGGGGAGGCCUUCGGUGCGCCCCAAGAUGCUUGCCGCACCUGCACUUGCCUGGCCGAAGUUGUGACCUGCCAGCCGAAGCCUUGCCCCCAGCAGUGCGCUCACCCCUUGCCUCCCACCGCCCCGGCUUGCUGCCCCACCUGCGAGGGCUGCCUCUACGAGGGCCAGAGGCACGGCGACCGCCAGGCCUUCACCCCGCCCUCCGACCCCUGCCAGCGCUGCAGCUGCCUGCGUGGCAACGUCCUCUGCAGCCCCGUGGUUUGUCCCCAGGUGUCGUGUGCCUCCCCCAGUCGCAGGCCUGGCCAGUGCUGCCCACAAUGCCCAGUUUGCCAGCAUGCAGGCCGCGAGCACCCCGAAGGCUCCCAAUGGCUGUCACCCUUGGACCCUUGUCAACAGUGCUCCUGUGUGAGCGGAGAGACCUUCUGUGAGUCGGUUCCCUGCGAAGAGACGCUCUGCUCCCACCCGGCUCCGGGACCCGGCCAGUGCUGCCCGCUCUGCCAUGACUGCCUCUUCGAAGGCGAGCGCUACGCCCACGGGGAGGCCUUCAAGCCCGAGUCUUGCCUCCAGUGCACCUGCCAGGACGGGAACGUCCGCUGCGAGGUGAUCCAGUGCCCGCUGGCGACGUGCGCUCACCCGGUGACAGAGCCGGGGGUCUGCUGCCCCCGCUGUAAAGGCUGCGUGUACGAGGGCCGGGAGCGUGCCGACGGCAGCAGCUGGCUUUCCUCCUCCGUGCCCUGCAUGGCCUGCAUGUGCGUGGACGGCGUGGCCACCUGUGCCAAGAUCGUCUGCAUCAGCUCCUGCGUCAACCAGAUUGACGUUCCUGGGGAAUGCUGCCCACUGUGUGCAGACUGCAGCUACGAGGGCCGUGUGUACGGACCGGGUGAGAGUUUCCAGCCAGGACAGGACCCCUGUGAAAUCUGCACCUGUGAGGUGAUGUCGGAUGGAGAGCAGCACCUGCAGUGCUACCGCAGGCAGUGCCCCAGCCUCGUGGGCUGCCCCCGGGAACAGAUCCAACCUCCGGGCCCUGGGCACUGCUGCCCGGCCUGCGCGCAAGCCCUGAGUAACUGCACCUCCGGCCUGCUGGGCAACGAGGUUCACGCCACGGAUGAGCCCUGCUACACCUGCCAGUGCAAGGAUCUGACCUGGGUUUGUGUGCACCAAGGAUGCCCGCCGUUGAGUUGCCCCCCUGUGGAGCGCUUCACCCCUCACGGUGCCUGCUGCCCCAUCUGCGAUGAGUGUGUGAUUGAAGUUGAGGGGCGACGUGUGUCCGAUGGGGAGGCUUGGAUGGACAGUGCCGACAGCUGCGUCUCCUGCUCAUGCAACCUGGGUCACGUCGAGUGCCAGAUCCAGGAAUGCGUGCCCGUGAUGUGCCAAGAUGGCCUGGUGAAGGUGCAGGUGCCCGGACAGUGCUGCGCGGAGUGCCAAGAUCCUGGCACCAGCUGUUCCCACCAGGGUCAGAGCUUCCAGUCCAACGAGGACUGGCAGGUGGACGAAUGCACGACCUGCACCUGCGUGGCCGGACAGGUGCACUGCCGGAGCGAGCGAUGUCCCACCACCACCUGCGCUGCUGACGAGACGCCCACCUUGAUCCCGGGCCUGUGUUGUCCACACUGCGUCCCACGUCCCGCUACCUGCGUGGCCUUUGGGGACCCGCACUACCGCACUUUCGACGGCAAAAUGGUCCACUUCCAAGGCAGCUGCACGUACAUCCUAGCCCAGGACUGUGAGGGGGGAGAUUUCAGCAUUCACGUGACCAACGAGGACCGUGGGCGCCGGGGCGUGUCCUGGACCAAGGAAGUGGCCGUGCUGAUCGGGGACACCACCGUCCAGCUGCUGCAGGAUCGCGUCGUCAUGGUGGACUCGCAGACUGUGACCCUGCCCUUCCUGAAGGAGCCGUUCCUGUACGUGGAGCUCAAGGCCAGCACCCUCCUGCUGAACACCAACGUUGGCGUCAAGGUGCUCUGGAACGGCCGCUCCCACCUGGAGGUCAGCGUGCCCGGCACGUACAAAGGCCACACCUGCGGGCUCUGCGGCAACUUCAAUAACUACCCCCAGGACGACCUGCGGCUGCGCUCCGGGCACCUGACCUUGUCGGAGGCUGCUUUUGGCAACAGCUGGAAGGUGGUCGCUGCCAACGCCACAGGACAAGGCAGCGGCUGUGCCGACGGGACGGACGUGGACCCCUGCAAGGAGUCGGGCUACCGCUCCCGCAAGGAGGCCAACGCCCGCUGCAAAGCGCUCAAGUCCGCGCCCUUCGAGCGCUGCCACGCCGCCGUCCCCCCAGAGCCCUUCUUCGCCUCCUGCGUGUACGACCUCUGCGCCUGUGGAGCAGCCGCCAGCGACGACUGCCUCUGUGAAGCCUUGGAGGCCUACGCCGCCCAGUGCCGCCACGCCGGGCUGGUGCUGCAGUGGCGUUCGCCCAGCCUCUGCGCUGUGGGCUGCCCCCAAGACCGGGGCUACGUGUUCGACGAAUGCGGACCCCCGUGCCCCAAGACCUGCUUCAACCACGCCGUGCCGCUGGGCGUCCUGGAGUCCCACUGCUUCAAGCCCUGCGUGCCAGGCUGCCAGUGCCCCGCAGGGCUGGUGGAACACGAGGCCCACUGCAUCCUGCCCGAGGCUUGCCCUCACGUCGUCUACGGCAGCCUCUGAGCUGUGGCGGAACUGGGUGGUCUCUGGGGAACCAUCAGCCCACGUUGCCCU
Messenger RNA from Elgaria multicarinata webbii, 7113 nucleotides. RefSeq names its product kielin cysteine rich BMP regulator (gene KCP). Gene Ontology annotation, biological process: positive regulation of BMP signaling pathway. The record is from RefSeq and is a predicted model, not a curated record. Bases 1 to 7062 code for a protein of 2353 amino acids. Gene Ontology annotation, cellular component: extracellular region. NCBI's taxonomy places the organism in Eukaryota, Metazoa, Chordata, Lepidosauria, Squamata, Anguidae. Gene Ontology annotation, molecular function: protein binding. The transcript is spliced from 51 exons.